Ictalurus punctatus (channel catfish) is the source of this 1923-nucleotide messenger RNA. It is a transcript of the gene arl4d, whose product is annotated as ADP-ribosylation factor-like 4D. Gene Ontology annotation, biological process: intracellular protein transport; vesicle-mediated transport. Gene Ontology annotation, molecular function: GTP binding; GTPase activity. The record is from RefSeq and is a predicted model, not a curated record. NCBI's taxonomy places the organism in Eukaryota, Metazoa, Chordata, Actinopteri, Siluriformes, Ictaluridae. Gene Ontology annotation, cellular component: cytoplasm. Bases 305 to 907 code for a protein of 200 amino acids. The transcript is spliced from 2 exons.
CCUACCUCCGUCUGUUUUCUCCUACUGGCCGGACGAGCAGCACAGGCGCAUUCAGCUGUACAGAAGAAAUGACCGCUGUUUUGAAACGAAGAGUCGACUGGAUGUCAGCACUUCUCUAGAUUAACAUGCCGAUUCAUUCAUCCUUCACGAGAUACCAUAUGAAUUAGGUCCAACACUGUGCUUCUGGAUUCAUUGCCCUUCUGUCUGCCUUCAGGACCUUUGAAGUAGGUGCAAAUGCCAAACACUUAAAGCUUAAUAGUCAAGUCUGCUACGUCUCACAAGACAGUGAGAAAAUCCGAUUGCAAUGGGAAACCAGCUGACAGAGAUUGCUCCCAACACUCCGUUUCUGCCUAACUUUCACUCCCUCCAUGUGGUGGUCAUUGGGCUGGACUCUGCAGGCAAAACCUCCCUCCUUUACCGACUUAAAUUGAGGGAGUUUGUCAAAACUAUUCCAACCAAGGGCUUUAACAUGGAGAAGAUCAAAAUGCCGGUGGGCAAUGGACGAGCCAUUACGUUCCAAGUAUGGGACGUGGGUGGUCAGGACAAACUGCGGCCACUGUGGAAGUCGUACACACGCCGCACUGAUGGCAUGGUUUUCGUUGUGGACUCCGCCGAAGCAGAACGUAUGGAGGAGGCCAAGGUGGAGCUUCAUAAGAUCACACGCACGUCAGAGAACCAAGGUGUGCCUGUGCUUGUACUAGCCAACAAGCAGGAUCUUCCGGUUGCCCUACCUGUUAGUGAGGUGGAGAAGGUUUUGGCUGUGCAUGAACUGAGCACUAACACCUUUCACCAUGUGCAAGGCUGUAGUGCUGUGGAUGGCCAAGGCCUUCAGCUGGGCCUAGAGAAACUGUAUGAGAUGAUCCUUAAAAGAAAAAAGGUCGUGAGGCACAGCAAGAAAAAGAGAUAAGCGGCUUAAGGACCCCCUUUAAGCACAGUUAUCUUGCUUGUGAACCUCCACAGCGGUUUCUGCGUUAUUGCAGGAUUUUGCUAGGAACAAAGAAACCCUUCCAGAUGGCUUUGGAGUCAAACUGGCUUUGACCUUUAUCUAUCACACAGUAUUGAGCUGCUUUUUAUAUCUAUAGACUGCUAUCAAUUGAAAAGGCUAAUAUCAAAAGAAUUUAAGCCCAUGCCUUUGGUUCAUAUGUGUUUCCUGCAGUAAGGACAGUGACUGAAAUCAAGACCAUGGCAUGGCAAAACAUUGAUUUGCUUUUAGAGCCAAUUUACUAAAUUAUUUUUUAUUUCAGUGCUGAUAUAAAAAUGGCCAUAUUAAUAUUUGUAUUAAGCUAGUUGUAGAAUUAAUGUUUGACAAAGAAUCUGUUCGCACUUCAGAACCUGAUUGUUUUUGCAUUCUGUAAAUAGUUUUUUUUGUAAUGGUGAGGAAUGAAUAAAUUAUAGAUUACUUUGACACAAGAUAUGCUUAAAAGAAAUAUUUCUCUUUGCAACACUACAAUUAUUUAUUAAGUCAUGCAGAAAUUACUGUAUGAAACACUAGGAAAACCAGUUUCACUUUGUGGCACUAAAAAUAUGGACUGGGCUUCUGGCUUGAAGAUAAGCCAGUGAGAUCUGACUUCUCUUUACAUACAAAUUUAUUUAUAAUCAGUAGUCCUUUGGUGUGCAGAGGUAUCAGUUGUUGGACAGUACCUUCGGCUAGGAACUUCACCCUAUUUAUAAGAUCUAAUAGAUUAAGCCUAAAUGCAAUUGUAUUUCUAAGUGGAGUAACAUUACAAAAAUAGCAGUUGUCCCAAAUUUAUUUAUAGACACAGUGCUUGUGAUGAUGUCACUGCUGGCCUGUAAGUGUGUUACGUAAAUGCUCAAAGGAUGUUUAGUGUCACCUUAUAUCUGACUGAAGACAUUGUAAGGCUAAAAGCAAUAUUUUUUAUACUAAAUGUAUUAGAUGACAAUAAAACAAGUACAUUAACUCAG